GCAAAAUCAGAGCCGCCCCUUCUUUUUAGAUCCUUUUUAUUAUAUAGUAGUAAAUUAUUAGUAAAUUAUAUUUUUAAAUAUAUAUAUACAUAUUCAAGCUUUGUUCUCCAUAUAUACUCUUCCUUAAUUAGUCCUUCAUUGCUAAUUCAUUUAAUUAAAGUUCUAUCUCUCUUGAUGGAAGAUUGGGAUCGAUCAAGCACAUCAGAUAAUGCCUCACUGAUCUCAGCUGAUUCGACCCGAGUUGUUGCAUUAGAGACCACCAACGAAGAAACCUUUAAACUUGAAUUUUCAGAGGAUGAAGAAAUGCUAAUUGCUAAAAUGUUCAACUUGGUCGGAGAGAGGUGGUCGUUAAUUGCAGGAAGAAUCCCAGGAAGAAGUGCUAAUGAGAUUGAAAAGUAUUGGAAAUCAAGAUACUCCAAAAGCCAGGGGGGAAAUCUGCUCCAACCAAAAGAUGAAGCUCAAAGCAUUGGAUUGAUAGAGGAAUGUGGACACUCAAAGGAAGAAAUAAAUGGGCAGCCCCAGCAGUAUCUUUUUCCAGAAAAAAGGCCCAUAUCCGUCUUUCAAUCUUCAGAGACUGGGCCUCUAACAACAAUUGGGCCAAACAACAUCUCUAAAGACCAAAAGUUAGUUAACCCAGCCCAAGACCAAACAAACCAAUAACAUAUAGAUACUUUCUCUGUCUCGUUUAAACAACUUUCAUAACGCACGCUAUUAAAGGUGCUAAUUAAUCAAUAUCGAUAGUUUCAAUAA
Messenger RNA from Solanum dulcamara, 750 nucleotides. RefSeq names its product transcription repressor MYB5-like. NCBI's taxonomy places the organism in Eukaryota, Viridiplantae, Streptophyta, Magnoliopsida, Solanales, Solanaceae. The coding region runs from base 175 to 660 and encodes 161 amino acids. The record is from RefSeq and is a predicted model, not a curated record. The transcript has 4 exons. Gene Ontology annotation, molecular function: transcription cis-regulatory region binding. Gene Ontology annotation, cellular component: nucleus. Gene Ontology annotation, biological process: cell differentiation.